Molecule: messenger RNA, 10976 nt
Organism: Leptidea sinapis
Lineage: Eukaryota; Metazoa; Arthropoda; Insecta; Lepidoptera; Pieridae
Product: fibrillin-1-like
Exons: 57
Coding region: 116-9181 (3021 amino acids)
Molecular function (GO): calcium ion binding
Source: RefSeq, a predicted model, not a curated record
GGUUAGCGCGCCGCCGCCGCAGUCGGUCGCUUGUGAAUACCGCGCGGUUAUAACGCGCCCUUACCUUACGCGAACAACGAACUGUUUCUUCUCGGAUCUACUUCUUCUAAGUGGCAUGGGUGAUGGUGUCGCAAUGAGGCUGCAACUGUUGGCCCUAGCGCUGCUGUUGUCGUCGGCAGCAGCCGAGCCGCGCCAGAACAGCACGCCUCGUCCGAGGCACUGGCAGCGCGGAGCCAGGACCCUCGCCGAUCGAUCCGCAACGCACUUCGUUGGGCCCCACGUGUGCCGCAGUCGUAACAGCACGCAUUGCUGUCCAGGGUGGACGUCCAGACCCAACUCGUUACUAUGCGUAGUUCCUUUAUGUCGUCCGGACUGCGGUUCGCCAGGUUCGUGUAUAGCGCCGAACAUGUGUCGCUGUCCCGGUGGGGUGGAGGCACCCUCGUGCUUCCCCGGGGGAGGGGGUGGUGGAGGAGGAUACUACCCGUACCCUGUUCGUGCUCGGGGCGGAUGUCGCCGCAUCUGCAUGAACGGCGGGUCGUGCACCAACGGGACAUGCGCCUGCGCACCCGGCUGGAGCGGGGAGUUCUGUACCGAACCGAUAUGCCGCGAGCCGUGUCUCCACGGGGGCCGCUGCAUCGCGCCCGAUCGCUGCGUGUGCUUCCACGGACUGUCAGGCACUCGCUGUGAGAUCGAUCGACGAACCGGUCCGUGCUACACUGACACCCGCGGUGCUUUGUGUACUGGAGCUCUAGAGGGCGUGGUUUGCACGAAACAACUAUGUUGUGCGACAGUGGGCGUGGCCUGGGGACACCCCUGCGAGCGUUGCGGGGACCUCGACUGUCCCCAGGGACAUCUCAGGAACCUGGCUACUAAAGAAUGUCAAGACAUAGACGAGUGCGCAGCGGUUCCCGGCCUGUGUGAGGGAGGUCGCUGCAUCAACUCUGUGGGAUCGUUCUCCUGCGAGUGUCCGGCCGGCCAAAGGCGGCAUCCUGUCUCCAACAACUGCGAGGAUAUCGAUGAGUGUGAGGACCCCGACAUUUGUCCAAAUGGAAAAUGUGUGAACACUGAAGGUGAUUACUACUGUCUAUGUAAUCCACACUUUAUCCCGAGCCCGGAUAAGAAAUUUUGCAUUGACGGGAGAGUGGACGCGUGCUACACGUACCUGAGUGAGACGGGGGAGUGCGGUGACAAGCUGGGCAUGGCACUCUCCAACCGAGACUGCUGCUGCGGGUACAACAUGGGUCGCGCCUGGGGACAGCUCUGCACACCUUGCCCGCCGCGUGGCUCCAUGGAGUGGAGUCACCUGUGCGGUGGCGGUGCAAUCCCGCCAGAUUGGAGGCGAAAUGACACAAGUGGUGGCUUCGGGGACGGCGAUGAAAUCGCACACCCCAUAGCUAAGAUUAACGAGUGCAUGCUGAGAAACGGUAUCUGUGGACUGGGAGACUGUGUUGAUAAGGAUGUUGGAUACUCUUGUUCGUGUUGGACGGGAGCGGAGAGUACUCUUCAAGAUGGAAACCCCACGUGUAUCGACAUUGACGAAUGUGCACUGCAGUACUGCAAGGGUGGUACCUGCAUUAACACCCCGGGGAGCUUCCAAUGCAAGUGUCCCCCUGGAUUUGAUCCUGUGGAGAAUGGUUUACGAUGCAGCGAUAAGAACGAGUGUGAAUUGACAGACGGAGAAAUGUGCACAAAUGGCGUGUGCACCAAUAUCGGCGGAGGAUAUGAAUGCACUUGCAACCCCGGCUACGAGUCAACACAGACGGGACACGCGUGUACCGAUGUGGACGAGUGUGCGGACAACCCGCGCGUGUGUCGCCGUGGACGCUGCCGCAACACGCCUGGCGGUUACGAGUGUCUGUGCGAGCCCGGCUUCGCGCGUACGGCGGCCGGUUUCUGUGCCGACGUCGACGAGUGUGCCGACAGGAGCUUGUGUCAGGGCGGUCGCUGCGUGAAUGGCGAGGGAUCGUUCCAGUGCGUGUGCGAGGCAGGCUACCGUCCGUCGCCGGACCGUGCCGCAUGUAUCGACGUGGACGAGUGCUCGGAACUGCGUGUGUGCCGCAACGGUCGGUGCCACAACACGCCCGGCUCCUUCCGCUGUGACUGUCUGCCCGGCUUCACGCUCAGCAACGACGGCCGCACCUGUCUAGAUGAAGUACAAGAUCUGUGUUACGAGAAAUUCGAAGACGGUCAGUGUAGCGGUCCUGGGCCAGCACCUGUGACCCGUUCCCAGUGUUGUUGUAGUGCAGGGAAAGGACUCCACCUGGGCUGGGGUGUAGCUUGCAAGGCGUGCCCCGCCCGCGGUACAAAGGACUAUGAAGUCCUGUGUCCGGAGGGAGCGAGCAAGGAUAACAGUGGUGCAGACAUCAACGAGUGCACGAUGAUUCGAGGCAUCUGUCCGCACGGAACAUGCGAGAACCUGGAACCAGGUUACAAGUGCAUAUGUGACCCUGGAUAUCAUCCCGAUGCGGAUGGUAUAUGCAGGGAUAUCGAUGAAUGUGAUAUGCAUCAGUCGUACUGCACGGGCGGCCAAUGUCGGAACACAGCGGGCAGCUUCACAUGCGUGUGUCCGCCGGGCACGCGUCACGAGCCGGCCGAGCAGCUGUGCCGCGACGUGGACGAGUGCGAGGGUGAGGCCCUCUUCUACGACGACCUCGCCCAGCGUGGUGACAUUCCCCCCCUUAGCCGUGCAGAACAAUCGAACCCCUGCGACAACGGACGUUGUAUCAACACACACGGCAGCUACGAGUGUGAAUGUGAGCACGGCUUCGUGCUAGACCCCACACAGCGACACUGUCUUGACAAUCGUCGGGGUUCAUGUUGGCGUCGCGUGGUGGACGGUCAGUGCGAGGCGGCAGCGCCGGGCCCCCUCCUGCGUCAGGAGUGCUGUUGCAGUCUGGGGCUAGCUUGGGGGUCGCCAUGUGAGCCCUGCGACACCGAACACUGUCCCUGCCCUAAAGGAUUCGCUAAGUUGGAUGGGUCAACAUGCAGGGAUAUAGACGAGUGUAUGCUGGAUCCAGAGCUAUGCGUGGGUGGAGAGUGUGUCAACACGGACGGCUCGUAUCGCUGCGAGUGUCCGCCUGGACUUACCCUGGACGCUUCUGGUGGCCGUUGUGUGGACACUCGUCGUGAGCACUGCUACACGCAGUACUCUGGCGGGCAGUGUUCAGGACCUUUACAGGUGGACGUCUACCGAGCGGUAUGCUGUUGCUCCUCGCUGGGAAAGGCGUGGGGUGGCUCUAGAUGUGAACCCUGUCCUAAAAAAGGAACGGAUGCCUACCGUAACCUUUGCAUAUCGGACGCAAAGGGACCCGGUGUUUGGACACGACCUGGUUCCGGUCCUGGGGAUCCAAAUAGAACCGGGAUUUGGAGCCAGAUAGGUGGAGGUGAUGACUUUGGUAACGGCUGGGACGAUGGCGAAUGGGACAAUGGAACAGAUAGCUGGGGUGGUAUAGGAGGAGGCAUGGAUAGAGGGCCUCCACUUAUUCCUAGCCAGAUGGAAGUAAACGAGUGCGCGGCUUUCCCUGGACUCUGCGGACACGGCAGGUGUCGUAACAUGGUCGGAACCUUUACUUGUGACUGCUUCCCAGGAUAUGAAAAGGACUCACAAAACCAUACGUGCGUGGACGUGAAUGAGUGCGAGAUUGUCGAGGAUGUGUGCGGUGCCGGUGCGGGCGAGUGUCGCAACACGGAGGGCAGCUUCCAGUGCGUGUGCCGCGACGGAUACACCACUGAGCAACUGUCCAAGAUCUGCAUUGAUAUUGACGAGUGUGCCGAAAAUCGCGCUCUGUGUCGCGGCGGUCGGUGUGUCAACACUCCGGGCUCGUUUAGAUGUGAGUGCGGACCGGGCAUGGAACUUGCGCCAGACCGACUUUCCUGCAAGGAUGUGGACGAGUGCUCAAUCACUUCGGGAAUUUGCAGUAACGGAGCGUGUGAAAAUCAGAUGGGAACGUACCAGUGCGUAUGCGACGAGGGUUACGCGCAGAGUACCGUAAAGUCCCACUGCGAGGACAUCGACGAGUGUGAGGAAGACCCCACUCGCUGCCAGCACAACUGUGUUAACACGCCCGGCUCCUAUCACUGCACGUGCAGAGAGGGGUGGCACCUGCGCGCGGACGGCCGUUCGUGCCGCGACAUAGACGAGUGUGCGGUUGGCACGCGCGUGUGUGGCGGUGGAGAGUGUCGCAACACGCCCGGCUCGUACCGCUGUGUGUGUGGCGAAGGCCUGCUCGCCUCGCCGCCUGACGCGCGCCCCGCCUGCCAGGAUGUCGAUGAGUGCCAGGACAUCCCAGAGCUCUGCGGUGCUGGCGAGUGUCGGAAUACGAUCGGUAGUUUCGUGUGCCGCUGCCCCGACGGGUACAGCGUGAAGCCCGAGCAAGGCCCCGCCUGCACCGACGACGAUGAGUGCGAGUUGGGCACCUGUGACUGUCACCCCUCCGCUGACUGCAUCAACUUGCCGGGUUCAUUCCAAUGUCGCUGCCGAGAUGGAUGGCGCGGCGAUGGUUCAGAGUGCGAAGACAUAGACGAGUGUCUGACCAACAAUGGAGGUUGCCAUCCGCGUGCCACAUGCCGCAAUACCGACGGUUCUUUCAUGUGUCUGUGUGACACCGGAUACAAAGGAGACGGAUACUCAUGCGUGGACAUUGACGAGUGCGCGAACGACCCAACCCUGUGCGAGAACGGUCAUUGUACGAACACUGCCGGCGGGUACGAAUGCGACUGCGACGUAGGGUUCACCAAGUCUCAGGACGGACGCUCUUGUCUCGAUAUGGACGAGUGUGCGACGUUCGACAAUGUCUGCGUGUUUGGUCGUUGUGUCAACACGUACGGGAUGUUCAAAUGUAUUUGCGAUAAGGGAUACCAGUCUGAUAGCAUUGAUGAUUUGAUGCCCGGGUUCAACUGCACUGACGUGGACGAGUGCAAGUCACCACAAUCUUGUCAGUACGGUGAAUGUAUCAAUACGCAGGGAUCCUACAUCUGCCGCUGCCCUCCCAACUACGAGCUGCUGUCCGACGGUACAGCAUGCUUUGAUUCUCGCAAGGCGCGAUGCUAUGGUAAAGUGGAUCUUCGUUCAGGAACGGAGCAGUGUCGAGACGAAGAUGAGGUUUCCGAAGACGGAACCAUGGCAGCAUGUUGUUGUUCUAUUGGUGCCGCUUGGGGUAAUUAUUGUGACUUAUGUCCGGAGCCUGGUUCAGAAGCGUAUCGGCAACUGUGUCCCGGCGGACCAGGCUAUCAACCGAUUUUGGAACCACCAUCGUACGUGGUGACGUUGGCGGACAUCGACGAGUGCGCUCAACACCCACAACUGUGCGAGCACGGUACUUGCACCAACACAUUCGGCUCGUUCAUGUGCACUUGCGGCGCGGGCUGGCGCCUGGUGGACUCCCGCUGCGAAGAUGAGGACGAGUGCGCAGCUCCUGACGUCUGCGGACCUGGCGUGUGUCGCAACCUGCCCGGCUCCUAUGUGUGCCUGUGUCCCGAGGGAUAUGUCGCCAUGCCCAACGGAAAGGAGUGCGUCGACGUAAGGCAGCGGCAGUGUUACAUGGAGUGGGAUGAGUAUUCGGGGACCUGUUCCGGUGCGGUGGGAGUGCCUCAAACUAGAUAUCUAUGUUGCUGCUCGGUCGGUCGCGCCUGGGGCGCCCCCUGUACCGCGUGCCCCGACCGCGGGUCUCCCGAGCACGUGGCACUGUGUGGCGAGAAGCCUGGCGAGUACAUCAACCCCGUCACCAACGAGACGCGCCCCAUCGACGAGUGUGACAUCAUGCCGCAACUGUGCAAGCCGGGCGUGUGCCAUGACACACCCACAGGAUUCCGCUGCGGCUGCGACCACGGGUACGAACACGACAACACGUCCCACCUGUGUCGCGACAUCGACGAGUGUGCGGAGCAGCGCGCGCCGUGCCGCGGACUUGCGCACUGCGUCAACCUACCCGGCACCUACGAAUGCAAGUGUCCGCCCGGCUACCGGCUCACCAGUUCUCUUGACGAGUGUGAAGACGUGGACGAGUGUUCCGAUGAGCGUCUGUGUGAGCAUGGCGACUGCAGGAACACGCUCGGAUCUUACCGAUGCGAAUGUAAAGCCGGGUACACACUGCGCGACAAUGCGUGCCGCGAUGUGGACGAGUGCAGCCGGCCACGAGCGAUGUGUCGUAACGGAACGUGCGAGAACCUUCCUGGCUCCUAUAUGUGCCACUGUGACGAAGGCUUCAAGCCUGGUGCCAACAACGACUGUGUCGAUAUAAACGAAUGCCGCGAGGGAGGCAUGGUGUGCCGCAAUGGCCGCUGCCGCAACACGGCCGGGUCGUUCCGUUGCGAGUGUGCGCCCGGCUACACACUGGCGCCCGACGGCCGCAACUGUCGCGACGUGGACGAGUGCUCCGAGCUACCCGCGCCGUGUGGACGCGACGGCUCGCCCGCUUGCACCAACACCAACGGCGGAUACGAGUGUACGUGCGGUGCGGGCUGGCGCGCGGUUGGACGCCGCUGUGUCGACAGAGACGAGUGCCGCGAGCUGCCGCAUGUGUGUGCCGGUGGGGACUGCCAUAACUUCAACGGCGGGUACCGGUGUGACUGCCCCACCGGUUGGCGGUUUGACUCAGCAAGCGCCGUGUGUGUGGAUGAGCGCAAGGAGCUGUGCUACGACGAAUGGGACGUCGGUCGUUGUCACCGCGCUCGACCUCUCCAACUGGCCCGCGCCGAGUGCUGCUGCUCAGAGGGUGCUGCUUGGGGUCGGUACUGUGAAAGAUGCCCCACACCUGACUCUCCUGAAUUCCUGCGGAUAUGCCAGGGUGGGAUGGGACGGCCCAAUCUCACACAAGAUCUAGACGAGUGCAUGGUGCGGCCAGACGUGUGCAAGGGCGGGCGCUGUAUCAACACGGACGGCUCGUUCCGCUGCGCGUGUCCGGCCGGCUAUACGCUGGACGCCAGCGGGCUCGUGUGUGUGGACGCAGACGAGUGCGUCGCCGAGCCACGCAUCUGCGGCAACGGCACGUGCACCAACACGCCGGGCGGCUACGAGUGCCGCUGCAACAAGGGUUUCACGCAGGGACCUGAACAGACAUGCGUGGACAUUGACGAGUGCGCGGAAGGUCGCGCGCAGUGCUCUUUCCGGUGCCACAAUACGGCGGGCUCGUUCCGCUGCACGUGUCCGUUCGGGUUCACGCUCGCGGCCGACGGCAUACACUGCCGCGACGUAGACGAGUGCGCCGAUGACGCCGACGCCUGUCCACACGCUUGCGAGAACAUCGUCGGCUCCUACGUGUGCAAGUGUCCUGAAGGCUACAAGCGCACGUCGGCGCCGCACGACGCGGCAGACGCGUGCGAGGACAUCGACGAGUGCGCGGAGGGCGGCGAGGUCGGUGACAAGUGCGCGCCCGGCGUGUGUAUCAACACCGAGGGCAGCUACGAGUGUGACUGCGACGCGGGCUACGAGCCCAGCGACGACGGACACGCUUGCAUUGACCACAGAACUGGCAUGUGUCACCGUUCGCUGGUGUCUGGACGCUGUGUGCCCGAGCCUUGGCCCAGCUCGCUCGCCUCCACGCCUACACCGCCCAUGCAGGUCACCAAAGCACAAUGUUGCUGCACCUUGGGCGUGGCAUGGGGAGCGGAGUGCGAGCUGUGUCCUCUGCCCGGCACAGCGGAGCGGGCGGACCUCUGCUCUCUCACCAACCUGAUCACCAAAGGUGGAAUUACUGGCGGCGGGGGUAAGUUCCCGGGCGGUGCGAGUGAGACGGCGCUAGUGCCCGAUGUGUUCGGAGACAUCGACGAGUGCGCUGCGAUGCCAGGACUGUGCGCGCCUGGCCGAUGUGUCAACACUAUCGGCAGUUUCCGCUGCGUGUGCUCCCCGGGCUACAAGUCUAUGGGAGGAACGUGCGCGGACAUCGAUGAGUGCGCGUCUGUCCGCAGUCCGUGCGAACAGCUGUGCACCAACACCGAAGGGUCUUACGAGUGUCUCUGCAGAGCUGGAUAUGAGGUUGAUGAAGAUGGUGCCCGGUGUCGUGACGUGGACGAGUGUACGCGUGGAACGCACACCUGCCAACAAAACUGCGCAAACACGGACGGAUCUUACGAGUGCUCCUGCCAAGAUGGCUACGAGAAGCGUGGCGAUGCAUGUGUCGAUAUAAAUGAGUGUCACGAAGAAGGCAUUUGUCCGAGCGGCGGUAAGUGUGUGAACCUUCUGGGCUCGUACCGCUGCGUGUGUCCUCGCGGCUACCGUCUGGAUGUUACCGGCACGCGGUGCUUGGACCGGGACGAGUGUGAAGACGGACGCUGUCAGUCGCCAUGUCGGAACUACGCCGGAGGGUACCGCUGCGAGUGUCCGCCCGGUUCGGUACGGUCGGCGAGUGGUGGUUGCGUGCCGCAGGACGUGUGCGCCGCUGGCCCGUGCGGCGACGCUCCUUGCUUCCCGUUGGGUGCCGCCUACCGCUGCGGCUGCCCCGCUGGCUACGGCUGGCACGCCGCACAUGCCGUCUGUCUGCAGAUGGCAGGCGGGUGUGCGACUGCUAGCUGUCUAUUCGGUUGCACGCCGUUCGGGGACUCGUACCAGUGCGGUUGCCCCGCGGGGUACCAGCUGGUUGGUGCUGGUCACUGUCUCACCGCACUGGACCCCUCUCUCCCCGCGGGUGACAUCGGGGACGCGCCCGUCUUCCCAGUCAAAGACCAAUAUAAGAUUGGAGGAGAUAAUGAGCUCAUAUCUACCGAGGGGUGCUUCAGUUGUAAGAUGAACGGUCGUCACAGACGCGCGCCGGAGGAGGGCAUCGUGUUCGCAAACGGUACAACGCUCGUGCGGAGACGAAGGAGGCGUAGCCGGCGUCGUCGUUCGCUUCUGGAACCAGAAGCCGAGUUGAUCGUGGUGAAGGCGACUCCCAGACAGACGUGGGGCCGAGUCCCUCUGAUGCGUCUAGUAGCGGCCGAGGGCCAGGGACGGCCGCACUAUCGCAUCGCGUACGGCGACCCUCAGAAGCGCUUCAUUCUCAAUAAGAAGGACGGCACGUGGGCGCUUCGUCUGCGCAAACACCUAAAGUCAACCGACGUGAUGGAGACGCAAUUGGAGGUGGAAGCCAGGUUCGUGACGACGCAGACGCGGCGGCGACGCCAGGCUGAGCUGGUACCCGCGCCGCUGAGGCUCUACGUGUCCGUCCGUAUCGGACCCGACACCACAAACUCGCCCAACACGCUUUGAUCGGGCGUACUCGACAACUCCUCGACCCUUAGAUACGAGCGCGCGCGUACACAACCAUUAUCAAAUAAGAAAAGCAUUGAGUAACAUUGAGAUAUAAACAAGUAACUAAAGCUGUAUGGAACCACGGUAACGGAUACUAACAUACUGACGUCACAUAAUAAAAUGGUAAUUUAGUAUAGACAAGAUUUUGCACAUAAUUUUCUUAACGCUUCAUUCAGCGCGGGGAAACCUUCAGCACUCCUGAAGAAAUUUAAACGUUGUGUGUGAAGUUGAAUAACUUAUGGAUAAAAGGGGCAUAAGCACAGAGCCGCAAAAAAGGUUGAAAAAAAAAUUGCACAUUUAUAAACAUCCUUUAGACGUAGUUGUUAAAUCAUUAGCUGUCCAAAAUUCGUACCGCAGCAACCACUCGCGCUAGUCAAUCAUUAUAGUUUGAAACCAGAUUAAGUUUACAUUCAAUGUGUGCUUCGUUUACCAUAAUACUAUUGCUUAUUCAUUUUGUCCUUUUGUAAGUACUUGUUCUGUAUUAUAAAAUCUCAUACUUGUCUAUUACUUGGUUGGCGGGAUUGUAUUCAUCAAAUAAUUUUUAUGUGAAUACUUCGGUGAUUACCUAAGGGUCGUCUAUUGGUACAAAAAACGUUAUGAAUUAACUGGUUGUAACAAUUCACUGCCAAAGCACCAGUCGGGAAUUGCAAUUUCUUACAAUGUAUUCACUAAGCUAUAAUUAAUAAGAGUUUUGUAAAUUUUUGCAAUGAGUGCCAUCUUGCGUUGAACAUGUGAAACUACGAAUUUUAUUUAACUCUUUAGUUUUGAACAGGCUAUAUAAGAAAGAUCAAUUUAAUAAUAUGUUUUAUCAUCUUUAUUCGUUGAAUAAUAGUAAUUUUUUCCUAAGUCAAGACAAAUACGAUUUCAUGGUAUAUUUUUUUUAUUACUAUAGUUCUAUCUACUAAAAUCUGAAAUCAAGUUAUUAAGACAUUUUUCCUUCCAUGAUUUGUAGCAUUUAGCCUAAAAGCCUUGCACACAGUCGAAUAACGAUAAUUCGAAAGCAUUAAGAGCUCGGCAGUAUUAAAUUUGAGAGAUUACUAUAUGAUUUAAUGUUCAUCUACAAUAAUAAUUUACAUACUUACGGACUUUGGGAUCGAAUAUAUUUAGUCGAUAUUCGUUAGUCUUGAAUGAUUCAAUCGAUGUUUUAAUGUAUACUAACCUUUUCACUGCCUUGUGAUAAGAAUUAGGAAAUUAUCUUGAAAACUGUAAAAGCAUGUAAGAAAAGUGUUCAUUUAACAAUUUUGCUGCAACGUUAUUUAGAGAUUAAAAGUUUAUAAAUAAAUUUUGCAGCAUUACCCUGCAGUUAGUAUGGAGAUAUAAUUAUGUUAUUAUUAAUAAAUAUGAUAAAAUAUUAAGACAAAAUAAAGUUCUUGCUUAAAAAUUAGUAUUCAAAAGAUCAGGAUCAUUUGAACUCAAAAAGUAAUAAGUACUGAAUUAUAAUAUUGGAAAGGUCUUUAAAUAUUUUGUGGACAUUGUACAAAUACAGGCUUUAAGGAGUAUGCCCAAGCAUAUGAACGAAAUAAAAUUUAAAGAAUUAUUUAUUUUACUUUUAAAUAAAUCACUAAUUUAAAAUAAGGAUUAUUAUAUUUAUAUAGAACCACUAUAGGUACCUAUUUAAGGCUUUUAGGUGUUACAAGAUUCAAUAGGGUUAGAUUAUUUUGUAAAUAUGUGCAUACGUUCGAAAUUGUAUUAUGUUAACCUAGCUUGUAAGUGUAUGUGAAAGUAUCUAUAAAUAAAUAAAUUUUUAUUAAUA